Cryphonectria parasitica EP155 is the source of this 1533-nucleotide messenger RNA. RefSeq lists its product as uncharacterized. Gene Ontology annotation, molecular function: phenylalanine-tRNA ligase activity; tRNA binding; ATP binding. The record is from RefSeq and is a predicted model, not a curated record. The coding region runs from base 1 to 1533 and encodes 510 amino acids. The transcript has 2 exons. Gene Ontology annotation, cellular component: cytoplasm; phenylalanine-tRNA ligase complex; cytosol. Gene Ontology annotation, biological process: phenylalanyl-tRNA aminoacylation. NCBI's taxonomy places the organism in Eukaryota, Fungi, Ascomycota, Sordariomycetes, Diaporthales, Cryphonectriaceae.
AUGGCGACUUCAGGGGACCUGACAAUGGAGGUUCUCCAGGCUCUGUCCAAGACAUCCCCGAUCCAGUCCCAGGAGGCUUUCCCCCAGUCGUCCUUCGGCGAGCUCAAGGCAGCCCUCGACCGUCUCGCCUCGAGAUCUAUGGUCACAUACGAACAGAUUGAGAAGGAUGAUGCUGUACUUGAGCCAGAGGCAGAGCAGAUCGUCGCCAAUGGCAGUCACGAGGCCCGGGUGUUUGAGGCCCUGCGCCAGGCCGUGGAGGGGCUCAGCGUGCAGGACCUAGAAAAGACGAUUGGUGACAAAAAUGUGACCAAGGUCGGCCAGGGCAAGGCCUUCAAGGAGAAGUGGAUAUCCAAGACGAGCGAUGGCAAGCUUAAGGCUUCUGUGGACUCUAUUCAGGAUGUCACUCGGGAACAGCUGCAGACGAUCAAGGACACGCGUGCCCACCCCAACGCCAAGGUCGUCACCGACCUCAAGAAGCGUAAGCUCGUCAGGCUACAGAAGGUCAUCCAUUUUAAAAUACAAAAGGGCGACAAGUUCGCACUCGAGAUAACGAAGGAGGAGACGGACCUGACGGCCGACAUGCUGCAGUCCGGAGCGUGGAAGUCAGCAACCUUCAAGCCCUACAAUUUCAAAGCCCUGGGCGCAGACCAGCACGCAGGAGCACUCCACCCCCUCAACAAGGUGCGGUCCGAGUUCCGUCAGAUUUUCUUCGAGAUGGGUUUCGAGGAGAUGCCUACCAACAAGUUCGUCGAGUCGGGCUUCUGGAACUUCGACGCCCUCUUCGUCCCACAACAACAUCCCGCCCGUGACCUGCAAGAUACCUUCUACAUCUCAGACCCAAAGCGCGCCGACCCGCCGAGGGCCACGUCGCCGGAUGACAAGGCCGACUAUAAGACGUAUUGGGAGAACGUCAGGGCGGUGCACGAGAACGGCAAGUUUGGCUCGAUUGGUUACAGAUACCCUUGGUCGGAGGAGGAGUCGUUGAGGCUGGUGCUGCGCACACACACGACGGCCAUCUCGACGGCCAUGCUGCACAAGCUGGCGCAGCAGAAGGGCCCUGACGGCCGGCCACCACCCGCCCGGUACUUCUCAAUUGACAGAGUGUUCCGCAAUGAGACGGUGGACGCAACACAUCUUGCCGAGUUUCACCAGGUUGAGGGUGUGAUUGCGGACUAUGGCCUGACGCUGGGUGGGCUGAUGGAGUUCAUGGAGAUCUUCUUCAACAAGAUGGGCAUCACAGAUCUCAAGUUCAAGCCCGCCUACAACCCGUACACUGAGCCGAGUAUGGAGAUCUUCAGCUACCACAAGGGCCUGAAUAAGCUGGUCGAGAUUGGCAACAGCGGCAUGUUCCGACCCGAGAUGCUGGAGGCCAUGGGCCUGCCCAAGGACCUAAGGGUCUACGGUUGGGGCCUGAGUCUGGAGAGACCGACCAUGAUCAAGUACGGCAUCUCUAAUAUCCGUGAGCUGUUGGGCCACAAGGUGGACCUCAACUUCAUCGAGCGGAAUCCUGCUGUUCGUCUAGAUAAAAAUUAG